Molecule: messenger RNA, 2844 nt
Organism: Camponotus floridanus (Florida carpenter ant)
Lineage: Eukaryota; Metazoa; Arthropoda; Insecta; Hymenoptera; Formicidae
Exons: 2
Coding region: 146-1558 (470 amino acids)
Cellular component (GO): chitin-based extracellular matrix
Molecular function (GO): structural constituent of chitin-based larval cuticle
Source: RefSeq, a predicted model, not a curated record
AAUAAACAUUGAAUCCGGUACGAUGACUUCUCUGACGCCUUUACGAGUCGCUCGAAUGAAAUGACGACGGCAUGGUGGGCGACGAGGUGACCACGAGAACCUGAGGAUCAACCGAUGCAAUCCGGGAUCGACGUAUCCUGUCUCCAUGGCGAGCGGAUCCGCCUUGUCCUUCGACAUUUCUUCAGGUUCCUGGUUCAAAGACAUCUCGUGCGGCUCGCGACGCAUAUAUAAGUCAAAACCAGAUCGCAAGGUGCAUAGCUUGGACAGUCCUUCAGCCAGUAAGGAGGUCGGCCGAAACACAUCAAGCAUGAUGCAGACAUUGAUUCCAGUUUUCGCGAUCCUCAGCGUGGCGACAAGCGCGCAGCUGACCCUGCUGCCCUAUGCCUAUCUGGCGAAUCCGCUUCCGGUGUACCAUCAGUCGCAGGACACGCGCACUGGGGUGCACGCAUACAGUUACGCCGGCGGCCCGUCCGCGAAGGAGGAAGUCCGGGGUCUCGACGGGGUCACGCGUGGCUCCUACAGCUACAUAGAUGCACACGGUAUCCUGCAAUCCGUCUUCUACGUCGCCGACGAGGGUGGCUUCCGCGUCGCGGCGACGAAUCUGCCGACAGACGAGCCGGUCCUGUUAAGCAAAAACGUCCUACAGGAAGACGCGAAGACUAGAACCGCUGGAGAGGAGGCGGAGCACACGAGUCGCAGGAAGCGCAGCGUCGAGGCAGCGACCGAUAAUCAAGAUCAGGUAGAAAAUUCAAGUUCCCAAGACUCGGCGAACGCCUCACCCAAGAGUUCUCACGAGCUUCCAGCGCAGGAGAAAAAGGCGGACGCCGAUCAGGCUAAUCACGGCGCCGCGGCAUCCGUCAUCGCGCCUGUCAUCGGACUCUCGGACUCGGUUCUACUCCCGAGAUUGAUCGGGGCGGCGACUUCCUCUCAGAACCGCGUCGAUAUUCACGAUAACGUUCGCUUGAAGGCCGUCCAACCCGUCGAGACCAUCGGAGUUCUGUCGGCACCAGCUUACGAGACGGUGGUCCUUCCAAGUCAAGUGCCUCUGGCGGUCUCCCAUCAAAGUCGAGUUCAAGUGCACGACGAUCUUCGCGCCGAGACGUCGGAGAAGCUCGCUAAAGACGCGAUCCAAGCAGAAACAUCGACGAUAACCGCGAUCAAUCUCGGACCACUUCCAGUUCUGCCCACUCUUCCCGAUUACAACGAGAAUCGAAUCCAGCUUCACAAGAGUCUCGGGCUGGAGGGUCCGAAUCCCAAGAACGCCGUGAAGCUCGACGCGGUGCCAUUGGCGAUUGUCAAGACCCCGGUGCCAGCGAUUCCGACUGUCAUCAAGGAAGAAGCACCGGUCACCGCCUACUCCAGCCAGAGCAAGACCCAGAUUCAUCGCGACGCCAAGCUCGAAGUAGCUGUGCCGAUCGUGAGCGGACCUACCGUGUACCUGGCGACUCCCUAUGUCCAACCGAUCGCUGCCUGGCCAAUCUUGGCGACUCCCCUUGCUCAAUCUUCUCAAUAUCGUAGUCAGAUACAUUCUAACGAAAAAAUCGAGCUGACGAAAUAAGGAUGUCAGGAUUUACUUCGGGCACCUCAUUUAUUCUCACGAUACUUUUGAACCUGAUUGACUCGAUCCAUCAGAUCCUCCUGUCUUUCAUUCAUAAGCAAUAUAAUUUUGUUAGUUUGACUCUCUUUUACAAGAUGGAUUCGAGAUAAAUUUCUAAAAAUUCUAUAAAAGUUUUCUCCAAAUAAUUAUAAUUUGUAUUAUCUUUUUCGCGGCUGUUUAAAUUAAUAUUGUAUAAUAUUAUACGUUGAAGGAGAUAUUUCAUCGUAAAACUUUUUAUCGAUCAUAAAAGUUAAGCUCUUUGAGGGUUUAAAAUAGUUUUAGCGGAUCAAUUACUUGCAUCGUGCUCAAAAUAUUAGGCUAAGGCGUCUUCAGCGAGAGUUCUACGAACGAUCGAUCGAUGUCUAGGUUGCUCGUAGUAGCUCGCUGCAUCAUCGUCAUUAUUAUUGUUCGUUCUCGCUGUGUCAUUUCCAAUGUAAUACAAGCAUUUCUAACAUUCUCGUAUUAAAUUAUUCGACAUGAUUCAUAUCGAUUCAUGAAAAGCGUCCAUCUCGUGCGUAUAAAUUAUUACCCUCUUUCACACAAAAACUUAUACCCUCUUUCAAAAAAUUAUUACCCUCUUUCCACAAAAACUUAUAAACAUUUAAGUCUAGUUUAAUCGAAUUCCCUUCGUUCGAACGUUCGAUAGCGUCAAUUUUCGUGCGAGAAUUUAAAUUGAACUGUCCGGCUCUAUCUAACAAGCGAACUUCCUGUGACCUCACGGGCCAUAUAAUCGAGCGCACGUUUAUUCAAAGAAAUCUCGCGGAUCCAAAUCGCGGUUUUAAUUAGCCAGCACGUCGUGUCCGAUUCGUUCCCUUUCAACGUACGCGAAAUUUACAUCACAAUAUCCCCGGGCUGGUGUAUAUUCUCUCAUUACCCGGCCGCGCGGCGACGAUUUGUCGACGUCGUGUCGCUCCCUCGCCCAAGAUGGAACGGAAAUCGCGACCUUGACUUCGGAUCCUCCCUUCGUGAACGUCGCGAAUACAUUACGGCGAUAAAACUUUCAUGCGCGGAUAUCGCGAGACCGUCCGAGUAACGACGAGAUUAACGGGGAUCUCUCCGAGAUCCCCGCCGAGAGUGUUCCUGUGCACUUAUACGUGUCUUCAUGACGGGGAUUUUUCCGGAGUCGCGUGUUUGCACAUGCCGGAGAGAAACAUCCUCGAUGGGAUUAUUUUCCACAGGUGGUGCGGAAUUCUUCAUGCACGCUCGCUUGAAUUUUACGAGCGGGAUAUACGCUUACUCUUACAUAG